Messenger RNA from Botrytis cinerea B05.10, 1871 nucleotides. RefSeq lists its product as hypothetical. NCBI's taxonomy places the organism in Eukaryota, Fungi, Ascomycota, Leotiomycetes, Helotiales, Sclerotiniaceae. The record is from RefSeq and is a predicted model, not a curated record. The transcript has 3 exons. Bases 1009 to 1626 code for a protein of 205 amino acids.
GAAUACAGGAAUUGACAGCGCGAUGGCUUGCCAGAAUUAUUGAUUGAAAAUGAACAGCGACACCUCAAGGAAGAAGAGUCGCAGAGAGGUACUUUAUACCAGAGUUCAAACCGACAUAAGUCGCUCUGAGAAUUCAAAUGAUCAAUCUCAUACACUUGCACAAGAUUUGAUGCAUCAACCAAGAGACCUUCUUCUUGAUUACAAUUCAAUAUUUUGGAAGUUUUUGGAAUGUUGGCUGUAGAGACAAAUGUCUUUUUUACCCUCAGAUAAUUGAGGGAGUGGUGGCAGAAUCAAUGCGGCGAGACAAAUCCUAACCUAGCGCACCAAUAUUCCGAAUUUUAUGCGAAAGGGACGUUAAAAUAGAUGCAUUUAGUUCAAUAUCGGACGACGCCAAUAGUUCCUUCGCUGUGCCUCUCAAUUGCUUACGGGCUCCCCUGAUUCAACGUUCUCUGCUUACAGGCACAUAGAGAUACUUCCUAUGUCAUAGAAGUGGGAAACCAGUUCAAUCUGCCUUGCAACUUCUCUUGGUCACCCCUUAGCCAUUGCUAGGCAAGCCUUGCAAGAAAGACAAUAUAACAGCGAGGACAACCAGCAAUUGUCACUCCUGCAGCAGGCCAUCUAUGGGAAGCCAAAUAUAUUCUAGCGGACUAGCCCUGCAAACUGUAUAUCUAGUAUCAUUCGAGUGUAUUGAGCUCAAAUGCAGAAGAUUCUCUCCACCCACAGUAUCGUGGCUAGAUGCCAGCUGAAAACGGAGGGUCUGUUAAGCCGCAUGGAAGUUGUCAGCAUCAUGUCUCGGAUUAAGAUGUCAAAGUCCUUCCUCAAUCCUCUAUCAGCCAUACUUAUUAUUAGAUAGUUGCUAUACAAGAUCCCCAAGAUUCUCCUACACCCUACAACUGAGAUUCAAAAGUAAUAAGCCUUGAAGACUUAAUCUUUCGUGGUUUCAACGUGAUCCGGAUUUCUGGCCAACAAAUAUCUUGAGAGCAGUCAGUCCACUCCGAAUCCGAAGAUAUGGGUACUUUUCUGGUCUUUUGCACGGCUCAAAUACCAAACGAGACACUUGCAGCAUUCGUAACGCAAUCCACACGGGCCAGAAGCGCACCCGAAAACCCAUGGAUCCUCCAAAAGACUCCGUCCGAGGAUGUUCACGGACCUGAACUUACUCUUCCUCUACCAAUUCCAUCAUUCACCACUGGCUUUCAGGGCGCAUCCCCUGAGACCUUACAAAAGUUCAUGAUGGAAAAUGUCGUUGACCAUCACGACUUUCCCAACUUCAAGGGCGGAAUCGAAUGGUAUCAAUUUGUAGUUCUGGAUUCCCAGAGUGCAGAGGACAAAAGUACUUGCUUGGUAUAUCAUUGCUUGAGACACAUGCCAGAAGGUUCGGCGGAAGAUGAAUGGGAUGAAAAGAAGGUCGUUAGUGAAUGGAAGGUCUGGCGCGUCAAGUUUCUUGUAGCAUGGUGGUUGGCUAGUGGACUGUGGACGAAUGACCAAGUUUUGUUCGAGGUUUUCGAAGAUGAGAAAGAUACGUAUGUCGACAAAGAUGGCGUGUUGCAAAUGCCAUAUUUGGAGAAUGAUGAGUAUGAGUAUCCGGAUUUGGAGAAUCGUGUUCCAUGGGGACCAGCUCCUUAGACAGACAGUAUCUCGGUUGUACCUAUCCGGCUUUAGUGAGGAUACCUUUGGAUGAAAAUACAAGUAUGAAUCACAAGACUGGCUAAUGGUCACUUUCGUCUGUUGACUAUCAUGUAUAAUAUCAGUCUAGCAAUGUUUCGCUCUAUAGUAGUAUUGUCCUCUUCCCAGUUCACGAACUAGUGAGAUAACAGUCAUCAAAUAAAGCCAUCUUUGGUCCUUUCCCUACAAAUUCAAAUGCCUCACCA